AGAAAAAAUAUUAUAACGAUGUCAAAUCGAUAAGGUUAAGUCAUACGUAACCUAACUGUAAUGUUUACUUACUUACAUAUGAGUAUAGUUUUUACCACAAAACAUAUAAAUCGUUAACCACUGUGAUUUGUGAUUUUUAUUAAUAAAGAGUUAAUGUAAACAUAAAUUUGAAAAUGGAUUCUGAAGAGCAUUUACUUGCAUUGAAGGUUAUGAGAUUAACAAAACCUUCUUUAGCAAGUCCACUGCCUAUUACCUGUGACAGCAGGGACUUACCAGGAAAUUUACUAAAUAAUGCUUUGCAACAGGAUCCUACGGCAGUUGAGGGUACUGAAACUUUGUGUGCUGGUCAGUUUUUACUUCUCCCACAAAAUCCUGUAAAUAUUUAUCUUGGUGAAACGUUUUCCAGUUACGUGUGUGUCUACAGUGAAACUAAACAAGAUGUAAACAAUGUUACUGUCAAGAUUGAUUUACAGACUAGUUCACAAAGACUGCCGCUUUCUGUAAAUCCCCCAAGUCCUCUCCUAACGCCCAAUGAAACUGUUGGUGUGAUUAUCCAUCACGAGGUCAAGGAAAUAGGAACGCAUAUAUUAGUGUGCGAGGUAGGUUAUCAAACGGCAAAUGGAGUCCCAAUGUCAUUCCGAAAGUUCUUCAAAAUUAUGGUUUUAAAGCCUCUAGAUGUAAAGACAAAAUUCUAUAAUGCUGAAAAUGAUGACGUUUAUCUCGAAGCGCAGGUUCAAAAUAUCACGGCUGGCCCGAUUUGCUUAGAGAAAGUGGCACUGGACGCAUCCCAUUUAUUUAAUGUAACUUCUCUAAACAUGGUUUCAAAGGAGGAGAGCAUAUUUGGCAAAACAACUGUUCUUCAACCACAAGGUAUUUGUCAGUUUCUGUAUUGUUUAUCACCAAAUGAAAAAUUAUCCGCAGAUUUAAAGUCGCUUAGCGGAGCAACGAAUAUAGGAAAACUUGAUAUAGUUUGGCGCUCGAAUUUAGGCGAAAGGGGUCGUUUGCAGACUAGCCAACUUCAGAGGAUGGGUCCAGACUAUGGAGAUAUUAGGAUGUCUGUGAUUGAGUUACCGAACUUUGUGGCUUUGGAGGAAAUCUUUACCUUUAAAUGUAAACUGGUUAAUAACUGCGAAAGAACGGUUGAUUUAGUGGUGUAUUUGGAAAAUGUGGAGGGUUUGGCUUGGUGCGAUAUAUCGGGACGCAAAUUGGAACCUCUUCUGCCCCUUUCACACAAAAUAUUAGAGUUUAAAUGCAUCCCAUUGAUCCCCGGAUUGAGAACAAUAUCCGGAGUUAAACUACUGGAUACAUUUCUGAAAAGGACGUACACUUUUGAUGAAUUGGGUCACUUGUUUGUGAUGUUGAAUGGUCCAAAAUAAGGAGAAAAAGUAAAGGCCUAGAGUUACUGAAAUUAUAUUGUUACGUUCAUUAAAAUAUUUAUUAAGAAUU
This is a messenger RNA of Anoplophora glabripennis (Asian longhorned beetle), 1446 nucleotides long. Its product is annotated as trafficking protein particle complex subunit 13. NCBI's taxonomy places the organism in Eukaryota, Metazoa, Arthropoda, Insecta, Coleoptera, Cerambycidae. The record is from RefSeq and is a predicted model, not a curated record. Gene Ontology annotation, cellular component: TRAPPIII protein complex. The coding region runs from base 174 to 1376 and encodes 400 amino acids. The transcript is spliced from 7 exons.